This is a messenger RNA of Ruditapes philippinarum (Manila clam), 1559 nucleotides long. RefSeq lists its product as uncharacterized. Bases 85 to 1302 code for a protein of 405 amino acids. Lineage: Eukaryota; Metazoa; Mollusca; Bivalvia; Venerida; Veneridae. The transcript has 3 exons. The record is from RefSeq and is a predicted model, not a curated record.
UGUUCUUAUGACGUUUCCGGUAUCAGGAAAAAGAAACCAGAAUAUUGCCGUCUGCUACAUCCAAGCAUUAAUAAGGAAGGAAGCAUGCCGACGUCAAGCCAGGCCAUGAUACUGCGAGGCACAGAAACGGUACGAUCCCCAACAGUCACGGUCAGUUAUAAGAACAUAACACCAUUUAGUAAAGUCGACCUUUCAUACCAAAAGACGCCUUUAGGGAGAGGUGAGAGGGUGCAGUUUGAUAUAAGUGUUUGCCCAAAGCACGAAAAGAGCAUAGAUGGUUUCGAAGGAGUUUAUGCUUAUGAUCACGAGACGCAAACCUACCGAUGGCAACUGUUCACGGUUUCUCCAAAGGCACUGACUGACUUUGCUAUAGAUAAACAUGAAAUUGGUGAUUGUAAUUCACAUGAUGAAACUAACGCUAAUACUAAUGACAUAAUGAGACAAUCUUCAUUUGAUAACGGACAUUUUACAACGCCUACAGAAAGUAGGAUUGAUAACACACCUGUCGAUUAUAAACAUGGUUGGCAAAUAAAAAGUCCUAGAGGAGAAACAGACUUUAUGGACGACGCCGUAUACCGACGAUUUGAAGAAUUAGGCUUCCGGCGAAGGACAACACGUACACCGAGAGGAUCCGUCGUCCGCGCAAAUCGACCGAAACCGAGUGCACGGAAAUCACCGCGAAGGAGUACCUCCGAAUUGAUAGAUACUAAAUGUGUACCGAAGCUUUCUGUAAGAGAUCUGAACAGAGAGUCACCCCUGAAAGAGAAUAUAUCAACCAAUAGUUCAUUUUUCCUGCCCCAGUCGUUUGUCAGUGGAGGGUCAAUGAGGAAGAGAGUUAUUCCUGUGAAACAGAAGUCGUUGUUGGACGAAGUGAAGGAAUCAGUUAACUGGGCAAACAGGGUUACGCCUUCGACUCACCACAAGAACGCGCCAAGACUCGACUUGAAAAAUGCCGUCUGCUUCAGUCUACGUGACAGCUGGAAAUACGAUCACGUGCAACUCAAACAUCUGGUCGAAACACAAAUUCUACGUGAGGUAAGAACCCUUCAGUUUGACCCAGUUUCUCUUCGAUUAUCUGACGGAAGCGUCCUUGACCGAUGGAUAGUAGGGUUCGAGCAUAACGGAGACUGUACGCGUGCAAUCGAGCAGGGGUUGUCUGUGGAUGGUGACAAAGUAGUGGUUCGAUCCUGGGACGACAUUGUGAAGGAAGAACAAGGUGAAGAUUGGGAGUACCCGUGUAGCUAUAGAAUGUCGUCUUCUAAACAUGACCUAGUUAUCAGAAAAUUCCUGCAAGUGCACUGAUUUAUAAGAACUGUCCGUUUGCGUUAUUCAAGUGUUUAAUGUGAAGGUCACAAAAGUGGCGAUAUUACAUAUAUUUUCGUUGUUUUUGUUGUUAUUAACAGGGAAAAAAAUUUCAACUAUCAUGUAAUGACCAUUCGAUAAGUAAGUUUCAAGUCAUCUGUUAAACUGCUUUGCAGUAUAUAAUAUAUAGCAUUUGUAAAAAAAAAUAUGUGAAUGUGUCAUGAGAUUUCUUUAAUAAAUCAUUACAUAAAACAUAA